Molecule: messenger RNA, 3047 nt
Organism: Astyanax mexicanus (Mexican tetra)
Lineage: Eukaryota; Metazoa; Chordata; Actinopteri; Characiformes; Acestrorhamphidae
Gene: slc7a1b
Product: solute carrier family 7 member 1b
Exons: 12
Coding region: 254-2194 (646 amino acids)
Biological process (GO): amino acid transport; transmembrane transport
Cellular component (GO): plasma membrane
Molecular function (GO): amino acid transmembrane transporter activity
Source: RefSeq, a predicted model, not a curated record
CCCCUCCAUACAUGUAUUUAUGUACAGGAGGGGGAAACCCACUUGAAUGGUUUGGUUUAGUGAUUAUUCAUUUUCAGAUUGUUAGUUUUAGUGUGUGUUGAGGCACAGUUGUGGUUUUGACUAGGAGUUUUUUCUGAGGAGGUUGUGGGGGUUGCUCUGUGGUCUGUGGUUUUGAUUGGAGUUCUGCAAAUUGGACCCUGAGCCAGCUGUGUGCUUGUGUGGGUGUGUGUCGGAGCUGCUCCUCAUCAUCAUCAUGGUCCUAGCCCAUCUGAAAGGGUUUGGUGAGCAGCUGCUGAGAGUGAAGGCGGUGGACUGCAGUACGGAGGAGUCCCGGCUGUCUCGCUGUUUGAACACGUUUGAUCUGGUGGCUCUGGGCGUGGGCAGCACACUCGGUGCUGGUGUGUAUGUGCUUGCUGGAGCAGUGGCGCGGGAAAAUGCUGGACCGGCCAUCGUCCUCUCUUUCCUCAUCGCCGCUCUGGCUUCAGUCAUGGCUGGACUGUGUUAUGCAGAGUUUGGAGCGCGGGUCCCCAAGACGGGUUCAGCGUACCUGUACAGCUACGUAACUGUGGGAGAACUGUGGGCGUUCAUCACCGGCUGGAACCUCAUCCUCUCUUACAUCAUAGGGACCUCCAGUGUUGCUCGAGCCUGGAGCGCCACAUUCGACGAGCUCAUAAAGAAGCAAAUCGAGCUAUUCUGCAGGACACACAUGAGAAUGAAUGCUCCUGGAAUUUUAGCUGAAUACCCAGACAUGUUUGCGGUUCUCAUCAUCCUCAUACUUACUGGAUUGCUGGCAUUUGGUGUGAAGGAGUCUGCAAUGGUGAACAAGGUGUUCACUUGUGUGAAUGUGCUGGUAUUGAUGUUCGUGGUGGUCUCAGGCCUGAUCAAAGGAACCUUCAAGAACUGGAACAUCGAUCCAGAUGAUGUCCUUAAUGGCACUAGUGUAAAUGAUUCGGGGCCAUUGCCUUCAAAAGAGAUUCUGGGUGAAGGAGGGUUUAUGCCGUUUGGCUUCACUGGAGUGCUGUCAGGCGCUGCUACCUGCUUUUAUGCCUUUGUUGGAUUUGACUGUAUUGCUACUACAGGCGAAGAAGUAAAGAACCCACAGAGGGCCAUCCCCAUUGGCAUAGUGGCCUCCCUCCUCAUCUGCUUCGUGGCCUACUUUGGUGUAUCGGCAGCUCUCACCAUGAUGAUGCCCUACUACUUGCUGGAUCAAAACAGUCCUCUGCCUGCGGCGUUUAAAUACGUGGGCUGGGACGGGGCGAAAUAUGCUGUGGCAGUUGGGUCACUGUGUGCCCUCUCCACCAGUCUACUAGGUUCCAUGUUUCCAAUGCCCAGAAUUAUCUGGGCCAUGGCUGAGGAUGGGCUGCUCUUCAAGUUUUUGGCCAAAAUCAACACUAAAUCCAAAACCCCUGUAUUGGCCACAAUAACAUCAGGCAUUGUAGCAGCUGUGAUGGCUUUCCUGUUUGACCUGAAAGAUUUGGUGGAUCUUAUGUCGAUUGGGACACUGCUGGCAUACACCCUAGUGGCGGCCUGCGUCUUGGUUUUAAGGUACCAGCCGGAGCAGCCCAGUGUGACUCCGCAGUAUCAGAGUGCAAACUGUCAGGAGGAUGCUGAGCCAGACUCUGUCAGUGAGGGCAGCUCACGGUAUCUGUCUGGACCUCCAGAAACCUGCACCCUCAGCAACCUGCUCUUCCCCAAAAAUACUGAACCUUCUCGCCUCUCCGGCUUUACCGUCAACAUCUGCACCAGUCUCAUAGGUGUGCUGGUGUGUGUUUUCUGCAUUGUAGCUGUACAGGGGGGUUUACAGGUGUGGUCCCUCACUGUGCUGAGUAUUCUCGGGGGACUGUGUUUCAUUAUUACUAUGAUAAUCUGGCGGCAGCCUGAGAGCAAGACCAAGCUUUCCUUCAAGGUUCCUCUCCUUCCCUUUUUACCUGUGCUCAGCAUGUUCAUCAAUGUCUACCUGAUGAUGCAGCUGGACAGAGGCACUUGGUGGCGUUUCUUGAUCUGGAUGAUUAUUGGGUUCGUCAUCUACUUUGGCUAUGGGAUCAGAAACAGUGUGGAGUCUGCUUUGGCCAGAAGUAAUAUUGAAGAGGCACCAUCAGACUGCAAGAUAAAUGGUCUGACCCCCCCGGAGAAACAGGCCUUUCUGAAUAACCAUGAUAAUGCUGCUGUAGCUGAGGAAGACAGUGACACCUAAAAGUGUACCCAUACCUCCAACACUUAGCUUUGUCUCAAUUUGAAAAAUCAAAGGGGAACAUAGCCUUCUACACUUGAUCUGUCCAAACCCCCUGCGACCACGGGUACAGCAUUAACAGCUUUAGUGCUAUAUUCAUGUUACUUUUUUAUUAAUUUGUCUGUUAUCACCAUCAUCAGUGUGGCCAUUUAGGCAAGUUCUUGCCGUGUCAUCACAAAAUACAAAAGGCUGUGGGGAUAUAUCAGUACUCUUGCUUGCAGAUGUACUGAGUGCACUAUGGCAGACAGCCAGGUACAUGUUGCUUUUUAAAUGUAAUGCCAAAGAGUGUCUUGUUUGAGUUGUGCUAUGUGAUGUGUGGGGUGUAUAUGUGUAUAUACUUGGGAUUUCUGAGAGUUGUUUACAGGCACCGUGUAUGUGUGUGCACAAGGGUGUGUGUGAGUGUACACAAGUAUGAAUGUACGCAUGUAAUAUGUAUGUAUUAUAAUUGCACUCAGAAAAGCCAUUCUGUGAUGUGGAUUACAGAAGGCUUUGAUUUGCUUCAGUACAUUUACCAUUGGCUAUAAAUGCUCAUUUAACCUCCUUUUAACAUACAAAAAUGAAUGCGACCGAUUCAAACAUUGUAACCCUCACUGUCCACAAAUCUCUGUGGAUAUGAAUAUACUGCAGGUAAAUCAGAACUGAUGAGAUAAUUGUUCACAUAGUAAUUUUAUAAGUGAUCAGAUCAGAUUUGCAUGUUGGGACAUCACAAACAUAUGUGCAUGGAAACAAGGUUGGCAUCAGAAAAUAACUUUUGGUGCCUUUUUUGAACCGCUGCACUGGUUUUGACGAGGUUGUUUUUGCAGAGUUGUGAGUGAUG